AUGACUAUCAAAAUGGCAUGCUAUUUUGGUUGGAUAGCACAUGACUUGCGCGAACUUUUAUAUCCAAUACUUCUCAAGAAUUAUGUCAAACCUAAAAUAAUGACUAUCAUCUUUCAUACAUUCUGCUUGUCUAAUAAUAUUUGUAAAUUCCUGAUUAUUAAUUAUAUAUGUGAAACAAUCACCACCAAGGCAAGUGCAACAGCAGAUUUAUUAAACAGAUUAUCAUAUGUUACUUGUGAUAUUGAAAUUCGUGAAAUUAUUUCACAAUUUUCAUUACGAAUAGUUCAUCCUCCUCUUAGAUUCUAUGGAAUUGGAUUUUUUCAGUUUGGUUUUAAAUUUCUUUAUAAAUUCAUCACAUCUGUUGCGACUGUUUUAGUUUUAAUACUACAAGCCCAAGUAAAUAAAGAAAAAUUUAUAUAA
This is a messenger RNA of Atta colombica, 420 nucleotides long. RefSeq lists its product as uncharacterized. The transcript is spliced from 4 exons. Lineage: Eukaryota; Metazoa; Arthropoda; Insecta; Hymenoptera; Formicidae. Bases 1 to 420 code for a protein of 139 amino acids. The record is from RefSeq and is a predicted model, not a curated record. Gene Ontology annotation, cellular component: membrane. Gene Ontology annotation, biological process: sensory perception of taste.